AUGUACUUCGAGAAUAGCGGAUACCAGAAACAGAAAAGCUCUUCAAUAACUAAUCCUUUGUGGGUUUCUUUCAAACAACUACAAGAAACGUGUAAGGUUAUGGCACACUCAGAACCUGCAAGUGCAGACAGGGAAUUAUUUCAAGUUUACAGUGGUGCAAGGAGACCUCGGAUACUGCUUGCUGCUAGCGGAAGUGUAGCUGCUAUAAAAUUUGCUAAUCUAUGUCACUGCUUUUCUGAGUGGGCAGAAGUAAAAGCAGUUGCAACUAAGGCGUCUAUGCAUUUUAUAGACACUGCAUCACUUCCCAUGGACAUGACUCUUUACACUGACGAGGAUGAAUGGUCGACUUGGAAGAAAAUAGGUGAUAGCGUAUUGCACAUUGAACUUCGAAGAUGGGCUGAUAUUAUGGUCAUUGCCCCUUUGUCAGCAAACACACUUGGCAAGAUUGCCGGGGGAUUGUGUGAUAACUUGCUGACUUGCAUUGUACGGGCAUGGGAUUAUAGUAAACCAUUUUUUGUGGCGCCAGCCAUGAAUACUUUAAUGUGGAACAACCCUUUUACAGAACGCCAUCUUAUGACAAUUGACGAUCUAGGAAUUUCCCUUAUACCGCCAGUGACAAAGAGGCUAGCCUGUGGAGAUUAUGGAAACGGUGCAAUGGCUGAGCCUUCUCUCAUUUACUCAACCGUAAGGCUCUUCUUAGAGAAACGGGCACAAUCAAUUGGUAGAAAUAUUCAGUGA
Messenger RNA from Fraxinus pennsylvanica, 738 nucleotides. NCBI's taxonomy places the organism in Eukaryota, Viridiplantae, Streptophyta, Magnoliopsida, Lamiales, Oleaceae. The record is from the annotation of a GenBank genome assembly.